CUGAACCGGUAUAUUAGGGAUCAGGCGGUCCCUCAGACUUUCUAAUGAUUUCUGGAUCCCAUGCUUUAUGAAGUAUCCACAGCACAGCAUGUGCCAAUAACUGCCUUGGCUGAAGACCUUUUGCUCUCUUCGCGAUGGGCGGCCAAAUCUCUGUGGACAAGUCGGUGCAGGUGGUGAUAGUCGGGGGCGGCUUCGGUGGGAUUGAAGCUGCCCGCAAGCUCAAGUGUUGGGGAGUCCCCUUCGUUCUGGUGGACAUGAGGGACGCUUUCCACCACAAUGUCGCUGCUCUCCGGGCUGCCGUACAGAGUGGAUUUGCCAAGAAAACUUUCAUCUCCUUCUCCAAGACCUUCGGGGGCAGUUUCCGGCAGGGUCUGGUAGUUGGAAUUGACUUGGAGAAACGGCAUGUCCUGUUGAAUGAUGGUGAACAGCUCUGCUAUUCCCACCUGAUCCUUGCCACCGGGAGUGAUGGGCCUUUCCCAGGAAAAUUUGACAAACCCAUGGACAUGCAGUCUGCUAUUCAGACCUAUGAGGACAUGGUUGAAGAGGUUGAAAAAUCUCCCCGCAUAGUAAUUGUGGGGGGAGGUUCUGCUGGUGUUGAAAUGGCUGCGGAGGUUAAGACGAAGUAUCCCAACAAAGAGGUCACCCUUAUUCACUCAAAAGUUGCACUGGCAGAUCCAGAAGUGCUCCCCAGAGUUCGGCAGGAGGUGAAGGAGUCCCUUUUAAAAGAGGGGGUACAUCUCUUAUUGAGUCAGAAAGUUGAAAACCUGCAAUCGCUGACUUUAAACCAAUUCAAAGAGAACAUGAUAGUGAAGACAGACAAAGGCACAGAGAUUGUUACUGACAUGGUGAUUCUCUGCACUGGGAUAAAGGUCAAUUCUGCAGCAUACAGUGGUGCAUUCAGCGACAAGCUGGCAAGUAAUGGUGCUUUGCAAGUGAACGAGUACCUUCAGGUUAAAGGAUAUGAUAACAUUUAUGCUAUUGGUGAUUGCGCUGAUGUGAAUGAGCCAAAAAUGGCAUACCAUGCUGGGCUCCAUGCAGAUGUUGCAGUGACAAACAUUGUCAACAGCCUGACACAGAAGCCUCUGAAAACCUAUACACCAGGAUCACUCACCUUCCUGAUCUCACUGGGAAGAUGUGAUGGAGUGGGCCAAAUCAGUGACUGCUACGUGGGACAUCUCUUAGUGACAAUUGUUAAAAGCAGGGAUCUUUUCCUCUCACAAAGCUGGAGAAAGAUGGGUCAGUGUAUGCCAUGCUAGAUAGAAAGGGGCUUGCAAGAAAAGAUGCAGGUGUAACAGGACCAGUGCCAAAAAAGAAUAUACCUUUCAAUUAAAGAAGGGUUGGGUAGUUAUUACUAAUUUUAAAAAGCUUAACUUUUAU
This is a messenger RNA of Lacerta agilis (Sand lizard), 1377 nucleotides long. RefSeq names its product apoptosis inducing factor mitochondria associated 2 (gene AIFM2). Gene Ontology annotation, cellular component: mitochondrion; cytoplasm. The transcript is spliced from 9 exons. The coding region runs from base 135 to 1256 and encodes 373 amino acids. The record is from RefSeq and is a predicted model, not a curated record. Gene Ontology annotation, biological process: positive regulation of apoptotic process; apoptotic mitochondrial changes. Gene Ontology annotation, molecular function: electron-transferring-flavoprotein dehydrogenase activity; flavin adenine dinucleotide binding. NCBI's taxonomy places the organism in Eukaryota, Metazoa, Chordata, Lepidosauria, Squamata, Lacertidae.